Pomacea canaliculata is the source of this 2029-nucleotide messenger RNA. RefSeq lists its product as uncharacterized. Bases 20 to 1132 code for a protein of 370 amino acids. The record is from RefSeq and is a predicted model, not a curated record. Lineage: Eukaryota; Metazoa; Mollusca; Gastropoda; Architaenioglossa; Ampullariidae. The transcript has 4 exons.
ACAUUGGUGUCAAAUCAUCAUGGGAAUAUUUAAGAAUAUACGUUGUUUUUUAUUGUUACUUUUUUUACCCACAAAUAAAUCGCAAACCAAUAACUGCAAUAUUCCAAAUUUUGAUGAGAUCAGACAGGAAAGAGAAAACACUUGUGCAAAUGUCAGUUAUUCUUUUAAUAUUAUGGAUGGGUCACACUAUUCAGGUAAGUUUAAAGUGCUCUUUGAGGUAUGCGAAGAGAGCCAAAUGGCACUUCUCUGCACAUUCAUCUGGAAGAAGCAGUCAAACGAACUGACAACAGUCAACUGGAGUCCAGAAAAUGAAACCACAUGUUUUGGAAAGCAUCGGGCCAUCAGCGAUUCCAGCUUUACAUUCGAGAUACGGAUUGCUCUACUAGUCAAACGAGCGUUCAGUCUGCUGAAAAUAUCUAUUACGGACAACGAGGAGAAGUUUACUACACUGCGGUUGAUUCGGCUAGAAGUAAUGUAUCCACCAAAGGUCACGAAUCUGACAAUAGACGGGCUUGAAGUAAAUGGGAGUUAUACCAUUCAAGAGGGUCAUGAAGUAACUAUUGCCUGUUACUUUCAUCAAGGGAACCCUCCUGCCACAUUUCAUAUGGUAGUCAAAACUGGGCAGGAACUGAGAUAUACCAGAGAUUAUGGAAAUAUUACUCACUUGUUUUUCGCCAGCUGUAGAGAUGACUGGCCGGUCGUUGUGUGCAAAGGAGAGGGGUCUGAAUACAACCAAUCGGUGUUAAUACUUGUCAAAUGUCCCCCUCAAUUUGUUGACAAUGGGACAAAGACCAUCAAUCCAUCAGAACGUGACACUAUAACAUUUAGAGUAAAAGCCCACACGGCAGUAGCAGACAUGUGUGUCCUGACACCAAUGUCUUCUGAAGAUGAUAUCGUAAAAGAAGUAAACUGCACCCUCCACGGUACCCCGCCAGAUCUUGUUUUAAGCCUUCAUCUUGGGGAGAAAGCCACGUCUAUGGAAGGAAAAUGGAUCCUACUUCUUCGAAAUGAAAAAGGCUCGGCAAAGAAGACACUGAGCAUCCUUAAAGCUUACAGUAAGUGGAUUUUAACAGGGUGGAGGAAAUACCAUGUUGGUGCUUUAUUUAACUUUAUUUACUUCAAAGCAUCUUAAAAAUUUUUGGCGAUGGUAAGUGACCUUCUUUUCUUACAUUCAAUUGAGACAUGGAUUACGUCAAAAGUAAGUCUGUAAAAUUAAUAUUAUAUCCCCACCAUUAGAAAGCGCUGAAUUUAACCUACAGUUAAUUUACAAAUUAUGCGGGAUAAGCUAGGGUAAUUCAACUCUAAUUAAUUGUUAUAAAAAUGAUAAUGUUUCCAUUGUCAAUUUUGUAGCCUAUUUUGAAACCUUUGUAUUGUACUAUUCUUACCAUACCCUUUCCAUAUAUAUAUAAUAAAAUAUCUACAAAGCAUUGUAUUAAAAGGUUUCCGACCUUAACAUAUGAUAAUAGAUUAAUUACCAAUCAUAUUGGAUAUUGGAGAAUCAGAUUUAGGCCCCGUUAUUAUCUGGAGGCAUUCUGAUACAAGAACUAUGCUCUAUUCCUUGUCAUGCCAAGACCUUUCAACGUAAAGAUCAAGUAAAUAUCAAUAUUUUGUUUCUCUCUUUCACUGUGGUGACAUUUGAGCAUGUUGCGAGGACCUGUUACAACAACGACCAGUAAAUUAUUAGCAGCUGAGCGAGUAAUCUAGUUCGAUUAAGCCAGAUUCAUAAGCACGUUGUAAGAAAACGACUUCUAUGUGAUUGGGACUUGGCUAUUACUGGUUUUAUCUUUUGUGGUCAAGAUUUGCACAUCUUAACUGCUCUGUGGUACAAAUGUCGUUCAACCGAUUAUUUUAGGUCUACCAACUUAUCAGUUAGAGAACUCGAAGAAGCUUCCUGUUUCUUUUCCGCUGUUAAAGUGAAUAUUGAUGUAAACACUAUAUGAAAAUGUAUUGUGUUUCUUUCAAUAUUGUACUGAUUUAUUAAAAAAAAUAUGCCUGAACUAAAAGUGUGUAUGUUUUACGCCAAUUGCUA